GUUUACCAAAGUGGCGAAAGGUCUCUUGUGUUGUGCUUUCAUCUUUCAAGUCGGCAUAACAAAGUUAUUGUUGUAGAAGGCUUGGAUCACAAACUCUCAAAUUCCCGUAAGGCAGGGCAAUGGUGGCAUUUCAUGGCUAAGUAUGAGUCGGUUUGAUCUGGCGCAAGUUGCAGGCAUUUGAAAAUCAGAAAGUGAAGUUGAUAGAUGGAAAUUAAGUCAACAGAGACUGAAAUUCAAAAGGCAGAAAGUUCAACAAUUGAAAUUCAAGAACAAUGUAUAGACGUGGUAAAUGGAAUUCAAAAAAAGACUGAAAAAUUGGAGUCUCCUUUAUCAUCUGAUCAGUGUUGCAUCUACAGGGUUCCAGAUUAUCUUCGCAAAUCGAAGGAAGAGCACUACACUCCUCAGGUUAUUUCAAUCGGGCCCUUCCACCAUGAUGCCUAUAAUGUCAAAUUGAAAACCAUGGAACAACGCAAAUUGAGAUACCUCAAGUAUUUCACUCGACGUGUUGAAGGCCUUCAAAUAAGCUUGGAGAAGUUAGUCAGUACUAUAAAGGAGUAUGAAGAAAGCAUUCGACGUUGUUAUGCUGAGACCAUCCAACUUAAGAGUGGUCCUUUUGUAGACAUUAUUCUUGUGGAUGCCAUUUUCAUUCUUGAGUUGUUCUGGAGAUACCAUUUCAAUGACUGGGCAAGUGAGGACAAUGGUGCAUCCUUAGAACCAUGGUUAACAACUGCUAUAAGGUUUGACUUAAUUUUACUUGAAAAUCAACUUCCAUUCUUUAUUUUGGAGAAAUUAUUUGACCUAGCAUUUGCCUCUCAUAAAGACUACGAUAAGUCCUUACUUACAGUCAUGGCCUACGAUUACUUUCACUUUUACAACACUCAAUGCAUAUCUUCUAGUCCCCAUUUGAAAAUGAAACACUUCCUUGAUUUGCUUAGAACAUUUUGGCUACCUCUCGAAAGGUUACCAAAAAGAGACAAUCAUGAUGAUGAGGUAGUUAAACAUGUGUACUCUGCAACCCAAUUGCAUGAUGCAGGAUUGAAGUUUAGGAAGGGUUUAAGCAAUUGCUUAUUUGACAUAAACUUCAAAAAGGGAGUGUUGAAAAUGCCACCUAUAACAUUAGACAAUUCCAGCGAGACUCUUUAUCGAAACCUUUUGGCUUUGGAGCAAUGUCACUAUUCAGAUAAAGCAUACAUUACCGACUAUUUUAUCCUAUUGGGUUUCCUUAUUACCACUGACAACGAUGUGAAGUUACUUGUUCGAAAGGGGGUCAUGGAAAAUUUGCUAGGCAACGACGAUGAAGCUAGAGAUUUGGUGAAGAAACUUUGCACAAAUAUCGUGUAUGUCAACUUGAACUCCGAUUAUCAUGUUUUCUGCCAAGAGUUGAAGGCGUUCUAUAAGAAACCUUGGAAUAGGUGGCAGGCAACUUUGAGACGUGAUUAUCUUAGUACUCCUUGGAGAAUUGUUUCUACAAUUGCUGCUGUCAUCUUUUUGCUGCUCACCUUUUUACAAACUAUAUAUACAAUGUUCCCAAUAAAGGGUUCGAAUCGUGUGUGUUGA
Quercus lobata is the source of this 1557-nucleotide messenger RNA. RefSeq names its product UPF0481 protein At3g47200-like. Lineage: Eukaryota; Viridiplantae; Streptophyta; Magnoliopsida; Fagales; Fagaceae. The record is from RefSeq and is a predicted model, not a curated record. The transcript has 3 exons. Bases 205 to 1557 code for a protein of 450 amino acids.